CGCCUCUCGGCACGCCACGCCCGCCUCGGCACCGCCGCAGCCACACACACCCGAACAUGCCGCGGCCGUCGCGUGAUUCCUACGGUGAUCAAAAACCACCGUAUUCGUAUAUUUCCCUCACGGCCAUGGCCAUCUGGAGUUCGCCGGAACGCAUGCUGCCGCUGUCGGAUAUCUACAAAUUCAUCACUGACCGCUUCCCAUACUAUCGACGCAACACGCAGCGCUGGCAGAACUCGUUGCGGCACAACCUCUCGUUCAACGACUGCUUCGUAAAGGUUCCGCGGCGGCCCGACCGGCCCGGCAAGGGCGCCUACUGGACGCUGCACCCGCAGGCCUUCGACAUGUUCGAGAACGGCUCGUUGCUACGCCGUCGCAAGAGGUUUAAACUGCAGAAAGGCGAGAAGGAUAACCUGAAAGCAGAGCUGGCGGCGUUGGCGAAUUUCAACAGUCUAUUCCUCGCCAGCCAGUCAAAUGCUCGUGUUCCUCCGUUACCAGCAGUCGAAUCCUCAGUUGCGCCUGAAUCGUUUGCUAUACCAAGUACACUAGAGAAAGCGAAAAAGUCAUUUACUAUAGACAGUUUGUUGAAUAGUGAAGUGCAAAUAAUCAAGCCCAGGGAAGAUGCGGAAGCAGUGAAUGCAACAGUGAUGCACUACAGGCCGGAACUGUUAGCAAUGGCAGCGGCGAUGUGGCCCCAUGUUGGGCUGCAUGCUCCUUU
Messenger RNA from Hyposmocoma kahamanoa, 715 nucleotides. RefSeq names its product fork head domain-containing protein FD4-like. The transcript has a single exon. The annotation marks the transcript as partial. Lineage: Eukaryota; Metazoa; Arthropoda; Insecta; Lepidoptera; Cosmopterigidae. Gene Ontology annotation, molecular function: RNA polymerase II cis-regulatory region sequence-specific DNA binding; DNA-binding transcription factor activity, RNA polymerase II-specific. The record is from RefSeq and is a predicted model, not a curated record. Gene Ontology annotation, biological process: cell differentiation; regulation of transcription by RNA polymerase II; anatomical structure morphogenesis.